Molecule: messenger RNA, 897 nt
Organism: Paramecium tetraurelia
Lineage: Eukaryota; Ciliophora; Oligohymenophorea; Peniculida; Parameciidae
Exons: 3
Source: RefSeq, a predicted model, not a curated record
AUGGUAGUUUUGAUCCAGAAUAAAAGAGAAUAACUCAAUGGUAAAAUCGAUCGAUCAAUUAUACUCGAAAUACACGGCAAUAGUCACUUGAUAUGCAUUGAAUAGAAGGGAUCCUCAUCAUUUAUUGAAAGUGUUUGCAGUUCAACUACAACUCUUAGAGGUAAGCACGAAGAAAGGAGCAAAAGCAACUAUACGGAGAAACAAGAUGGCAGUCAGAGUUUGAGAAUUCAACAAUUAGAAAAAUAAUUGGAGGAAAAAGAUAGAUUAAUCUAGUAAAUGAAAGCAGAUUACCAAUCCAAAUUAUAGUAGAUGCAACAGAAAUAAAAGGAAAUGGAGGGGAAAUUGUAAAGUAAGGAUUAAGAAAUCGCAAGAUUGACUAAUGAAUUGCAUCGAUUACAAGAGGAUCAUUAGAACAAGAAUUCGGAUUCAGAAAUACUGUAAUGUCAUGUACAAGAGGAUGGAAGUGAUGAGGAGGAGGAUGUCAAAGUCUUGAAGAAAUAGACUUCAUUGCCUUAUUAGUAGCCAAAUCUGACUUAUCAUCACUCUUCUCAUUCUCAGUUACAUAAUUAUUAAAAUCAGUAGUAAGUGAAGAGUCCAGUCAAAGCGAUAAUCCAAGAAAAUAAAUUUGAGGAUAAUCCACAAAGAAACAAAUUUUGUAAGACUGAUCACGAUAGGGAGGCUAAGUAUUAAUCUUUUGAAAAGUUGAAGAAGAAGGAAGUUCUAAAUGAGAGACCUCAAAGUUCCAUUAGGGAGAAGACGAAUAACAACAAUGAGAAGGCAAAUCUUUCUACGAUUAAAUUAAGAUUAACAGAUUUACAGAAAAAUAAAGAGUAACUUGAAUAGAGAAUGAGAUAGUUUGAGGAUCGUCUUAGAGAAAAUAAACUAUAUACAAAGUGA